Lepisosteus oculatus (spotted gar) is the source of this 2591-nucleotide messenger RNA. RefSeq names its product homeobox B10a (gene hoxb10a). Lineage: Eukaryota; Metazoa; Chordata; Actinopteri; Semionotiformes; Lepisosteidae. Gene Ontology annotation, biological process: regulation of transcription by RNA polymerase II. The record is from RefSeq and is a predicted model, not a curated record. Gene Ontology annotation, cellular component: nucleus. Gene Ontology annotation, molecular function: RNA polymerase II cis-regulatory region sequence-specific DNA binding; DNA-binding transcription factor activity, RNA polymerase II-specific.
AACCAAAUUAUUCUAUUAUUAAAAAAAAGAAAAUCAUAGUUUUCAUUUGUUUUUACUGGGUAAAAUGUACAUGUUACCCCAAGGGUUCAGAAGCCGAGGGACACGUCAAUACUGUGACCACUGUAGGAAAAUCAGUCUUAGAAAUGAAACUAACCAUUAAUUGACAUUUUGUUUCCAGUUGUGGAAAUAAAACGAGAUACGGCCUCUCUCGCAGAAGCACUUGAACGAAUUGUUGUUUCGCUCGCAAGCACAAAGGCUUGUUUCAUAUUGUGGAGUGCCUCUGUGAAAUUAGCUCUACGAAAUCAAGUUGUUCGGUUCGUUAACAGCCGCCCCUAGUUUUAAUUUAACUAAAAGAAAAACCUUAGAGUGCUGAACGCCAGUAUCUCCUCGGUAAUAAGUGCUUCGAAAUUUCCUGGAGAUGGUGAUUUGAUUAAGUUAUUUAAGAUCCAAAGCGAAUGUCUAACUAGACUUCGGGGAGACUGGCUUGCUUAAACAGCGAUCGGUAUCAGUUUGCAUCUUUGAUCAUCGCUCUUCAUAUCUUUAAAGCGAAGCCGAGCACCGAAGAGAAAACUAGUUUUAAUACGAUGCAGAUUUUUUCUGCAACCACGCAGGCUAUAAAAGAUAUCUAAAAGACCAACGCAUCUAUGGGUACUUUAUCUGCAGGUUGGCAAGUGUUUGUUUUUUAACACCGGGUCAAUGCAUUGAAUUCUCCGUGAGAGCAGAAAGCCCCCCAAAAAUGAAAUCUGUAUCCUAUUUUUAUAAUCAAUUAAACAUGGAUGUCCGCCUCGGCGACUAUGCUUGUUGAAGAGAAGCAGCACCGCAUGGGAGGAGUCGGGACGGACAGCUGGCUCUCUGAUUGGCCCCCGCACAGGAAGUAGCCCUGAAACGCUUUUCUAUUUGAAACGCCAAUUGACAGGGACCCCCUUCGCCUUCGCCAAAAUAUGCCCUAGCAAUGUCAUGCUCUGAAAGAUCCCCUUGCAACGCUUUUUCUGUUAACUCUUUAAUAAGCGGCGGUCACGGGGAGUCUCCCUGCGCCAUCUAUCAGCUCGACGGUUCCGCCCAGGAUCCCUGGGCUUCGGUGUCAAGUCCGGACAAAGUCGGGAAAAUGAAUCCGCACCACCGCCAGCCGUCGCAGCCGACAGUGGGUUUCCCCUCGCACCAGUUUCACCCGGGGCUGGCGCACUGGGGAGAGCACCCGAGCCCCGAGCGAGCCCAGCAGGUGAGCGCUUGUCCCUACGGCGCGUCCAUUGGAAAGGACGAUUCCUCCUACUUCUUCCUCGAAACGGCCAAGCACCCUAAACCGCUGCCAGAUGUUUCCGCCUUCACCAGACUCGUGUCGGAGAUGGGCUCGAUGAGCAGCGCUGCCGGGCCCAUCCAGGGUUACUUCCGUCCGGAGCAGUCCUACACGGGGCUGAAACUCCUCGAUUACAGCGCCCCGGACCUGCCUCCGGGCGCCCACCCCUCCUCGUCCCACUCGGACUCUCAGCAGCUGUAUGACCUGGGCUUUCCCGAGCAGCACUGCACGGAAUCGGACAAGAAGACCCCGAGCGAUGAUGUGACACCUGGCAGCCCCCUCUGUCCGCCACAGAAGGGCAGCAGCCACGGCAUCAUCGUCAUCAACCACAACCACCACAACAACAACAACAACUGCAAGGCAGACGUAGCUCCGGGACUGCUACAGGACAAACCCCUCUCGGAAUUUCCUGCAGGCGAUAAAACUCCUGGACAGGACGCGCAAGAAGACUCAAAGGCUGAAAGUGCCGCUACCGGCUGGCUGACCGCGAAAGCCGGAAGGAAAAAGCGCUGCCCGUACACCAAACACCAGACCCUGGAGCUGGAGAAGGAGUUCCUCUUCAACAUGUACCUGACCCGAGAGCGCCGCCUAGAGAUCAGCCGCAGCGUCAACCUCACUGACCGCCAGGUCAAGAUCUGGUUCCAGAACCGGCGGAUGAAACUGAAAAAAAUGACCCGAGACCACAGGGCUCGAGACGUGACUGCACACUUCUCCCUGUGACGCUCCGGGGGGGGUUUCGGGGUCUCGGGGACAGUCAGAUCCGGGACGCAUCUCCUCCCAGACUCUGAAGCGGCGCCGCAGGCCUGGAGAGACCGGACUAGAGACCAUCCAGAGACUCAGAAGACCAGACACUUGCAUGGAGACACGUUUUCUUAUUAUCUUAAAGUUCUACGUUCCAGAGGUCACUAAACACGGCCUCCAGUAUAACCUAACCUUGGACCACGGAAGCACCUUAUAGUUUAUUUAAACGGUCUUAUAAAUGGUGAAAAUGUGAUGUAAAUGUGUUUCGUUUCAUUAGUUUACUCCUUCGAUUUCUCCUCUUCCCCUAUUUGGCCUCCGCAUAAACGAUGCGACUGGUUGUGCAGGUCUUCUUCCUCUCUCCUGUUUACAGGAAAUGUGUGUAGGGAAUUUACAACCAAAGACGUUUUCUUUUAUAUAAAAAAGCUGCAUUGCGGUUUGAUGUUGUAUUUCUUUAUAUUGUUUACCCUGUCUUUGCAUAUUUAGGAAAAGCAUCUUAAUUUCCCCCCGGGACGCUAAGUUAAAGAGUGUUACAAAUACAAGCACACAACGGACUUGA